UCUAUGUUGCACAACAGGUGGAAAUGCAUGUAGAAAGAUACGUUGUCUGAACGGAGGUGUUUGCCGAUCUAGAGGUUCAAAGGGGAGAUGUUACUGCAAAGCUCAGUUCCGAGGCAAGAGGUGUCAAAAGAGAGGAGGAGGCAGGAAUCCAUGUAGGAGAGUACGUUGUCGCAAUGGAGGUACAUGCAGAUACAGCGGUAAAAGAUGGAAAUGUUUCUGUAAACGUGGAUUCAGAGGCAGCAAAUGUCGAAAACCAGUGGAAAUGCAUGUAGAAAGAUACGUUGUCUGAACGGAGGUGUUUGCCGAUCUAGAGGUUCAAAGGGGAGAUGUUACUGCAAAGCUCAGUUCCGAGGCAAGAGGUGUCAAAAGAGAGGAGGAGGCAGGAAUCCAUGUAGGAGAGUACGUUGUCGCAAUGGAGGUACAUGCAGAUACAGCGGUAAAAGAUGGAAAUGUUUCUGUAAACGUGGAUUCAGAGGCAGCAAAUGUCGAAAACCAGUGGAAAUGCAUGUAGAAAGAUACGUUGUCUGAACGGAGGUGUUUGCCGAUCUAGAGGUUCAAAGGGGAGAUGUUACUGCAAAGCUCAGUUCCGAGGCAAGAGGUGUCAAAAGAGAGGAGGAGGCAGGAAUCCAUGUAGGAGAGUACGUUGUCGCAAUGGAGGUACAUGCAGAUACAGCGGUAAAAGAUGGAAAUGUUUCUGUAAACGUGGAUUCAGAGGCAGCAAAUGUCGAAAACCAGUAGGUGGAAAUGCAUGUAGAAAGAUACGUUGUCUGAACGGAGGUGUUUGCCGAUCUAGAGGUUCAAAGGGGAGAUGUUACUGCAAAGCUCAGUUCCGAGGCAAGAGGUGUCAAAAGAGAGGAGGAGGCAGGAAUCCAUGUAGGAGAGUACGUUGUCGCAAUGGAGGUACAUGCAGAUACAGCGGUAAAGAUGGAAAUGUUUCUGUAAACGUGGAUUCAGAGGCAGCAAAUGUCGAAAACCAGUGGAAAUGCAUGUAGAAAGAUACGUUGUCUGAACGGAGGUGUUUGCCGAUCUAGAGGUUCAAAGGGGAGAUGUUACUGCAAAGCUCAGUUCCGAGGCAAGAGGUGUCAAAAGAGAGGAGGAGGCAGGAAUCCAUGUAGGAGAGUACGUUGUCGCAAUGGAGGUACAUGCAGAUACAGCGGUAAAAGAUGGAAAUGUUUCUGUAAACGUGGAUUCAGAGGCAGCAAAUGUCGAAAACCAGUAGGUGGAAAUGCAUGUAGAAAGAUACGUUGUCUGAACGGAGGUGUUUGCCGAUCUAGAGGUUCAAAGGGGAGAUGUUACUGCAAAGCUCAGUUCCGAGGCAAGAGGUGUCAAAAGAGAGGAGGAGGCAGGAAUCCAUGUAGGAGAGUACGUUGUCGCAAUGGAGGUACAUGCAGAUACAGCGGUAAAAGAUGGAAAUGUUUCUGUAAACGUGGAUUCAGAGGCAGCAAAUGUCGAAAACCAGUAGGUGGAAAUGCAUGUAGAAAGAUACGUUGUCUGAACGGAGGUGUUUGCCGAUCUAGAGGUUCAAAGGGGAGAUGUUACUGCAAAGCUCAGUUCCGAGGCAAGAGGUGUCAAAAGAGAGGAGGAGGCAGGAAUCCAUGUAGGAGAGUACGUUGUCGCAAUGGAGGUACAUGCAGAUACAGCGGUAAAAGAUGGAAAUGUUUCUGUAAACGUGGAUUCAGAGGCAGCAAAUGUCGAAAACCAGUAGGUGGAAAUGCAUGUAGAAAGAUACGUUGUCUGAACGGAGGUGUUUGCCGAUCUAGAGGUUCAAAGGGGAGAUGUUACUGCAAAGCUCAGUUCCGAGGCAAGAGGUGUCAAAAGAGAGGAGGAGGCAGGAAUCCAUGUAGGAGAGUACGUUGUCGCAAUGGAGGUACAUGCAGAUACAGCGGUAAAAGAUGGAAAUGUUUCUGUAAACGUGGAUUCAGAGGCAGCAAAUGUCGAAAACCAGUAGGUGGCUUUGGUCUGUGCAAUAGACGAUUGUGCCGCAAUGGUGGUACAUGCAAGCAGAUUGGUAAAAGCUUAAGAUGGGUAUGUCUAUGUCGACGUGGAUUCAGUGGCAUGAGAUGUGAAAGGAGAGUUGGGUGCCGCCAAAGGAAACUGGAUAUCCUGAUUGUUGAAGAUGUUUCUAACUCUAUCGGGACAUUUCAGUACAGCAGUGUAAAACGAUUCGAGCAGCAAAUGCUCAAAACAUUUGACAUAAGCUCUCAAACCAUUAAUGUUGCUUUCUUGGUAUUUUCCGUAAAUGCAAGAGUGGUAUUCCCACUAAAUGCCUACUCUAAUAACAAAAGAGGUGUUCUUGCAGCCGUGGAUUCGCAACGUAAUGAAGGUGGUGCAAGUACACAUAUUGGCGAAGCCGUCAAAUUGGCUAACACCGACGUGUUUACAAGAAGAAAUGGUGACCGUCCUGACGCUGACAAUAUGAUCAUUUUCUUUACCGACGCCGAAGGUACAUGCGAUGACAAAUUAGUUGUGGCUGCCAAUAUCGGUUACCUUCAGGCAAAAUCUGAAAUCUUCGUCGUCUUUACGAAGGAACACAUCGAGAGCCCUGGCAGAAAUAUCACUAUCAGUGCACUUGCCUCUGAUCCCGAUAAUAAACAUGCAUUCCACGUGGAUCAUCCUGAUUCUGUCGAUGCAAUCACGAAAAGCGUCAUUGCUUGUAAGGCACCUUGAGCGCCAUAGUUGUGUGAGACGUUGAUGGCUGUAAUCAGAUAAUGUCAGUGACAUGAAAAUAAAUAUUCCGCAUCUUA
Messenger RNA from Haliotis rubra (blacklip abalone), 2744 nucleotides. RefSeq names its product adhesive plaque matrix protein 2-like. Gene Ontology annotation, biological process: establishment or maintenance of epithelial cell apical/basal polarity; heterophilic cell-cell adhesion. The coding region runs from base 964 to 2667 and encodes 567 amino acids. The transcript has 18 exons. NCBI's taxonomy places the organism in Eukaryota, Metazoa, Mollusca, Gastropoda, Lepetellida, Haliotidae. Gene Ontology annotation, cellular component: plasma membrane; protein-containing complex. The record is from RefSeq and is a predicted model, not a curated record.